Aegilops tauschii subsp. strangulata is the source of this 3215-nucleotide messenger RNA. RefSeq names its product probable inorganic phosphate transporter 1-8. Gene Ontology annotation, molecular function: phosphate transmembrane transporter activity. Lineage: Eukaryota; Viridiplantae; Streptophyta; Magnoliopsida; Poales; Poaceae. Gene Ontology annotation, cellular component: membrane. Gene Ontology annotation, biological process: transmembrane transport; phosphate ion transport. The record is from RefSeq and is a predicted model, not a curated record.
CAUUAAUUAUUUUCUUUCUCAGUUAGUGAUCGAUUUUCAUUCAGUUUGGUAGUAGCUAGCUCUGCUCCGGUGACGCUCAUAGCCAUAUAAUCAUCUUCACACACACAUAAAAAGAGGAGUCUGGAUUAGUAUCACGCGCGCACACACACGGGUCCCAUUUGAUUCGAGUAACUCGAAUACAUGCAUGCAUCACGCAUCACGGGCUACUGCCCUCUCCCUACCUCCAUCCUCCAUCGUAGCAUUCGGAGUGAGUGGUACCCCGAAGUCCAGAAAAGCCAAGAGAAUCUUCCAAAUUUCGUCUUUCUUUCUAACUACUCAAGUGGAGGCAAGUUGUGGUGAGUGGAGGCAAGUAUCCUCCGGAACUGAAGCUCAACUCAAAAGGCAGGCGGAUCAAAUCAACCCAACCCCACCUGCACCUGCAGCGAACUGACUCACUGACUCACUGCCUCUGUUUACUUGUCUUGUUCAAAAAUAUCACAUCAGCCAUCGAUCCAUCACGAAACUCGAUCGCUCCAUAGCCACGUCGCACUCCUUUUCCCUUCCUUUUCUUUUGAAAACUAGCCCAGGCAAGGCAACAUAUUUUUUCCCCGCAAAAAAAAGGCAAUAUAUUUACACUUGCAACUAGUACUAGUACUCAUUUUUUUUCUCCGUUGAAAAGUCCACAGUCUCCCAUGCAUGCGAUGGAGUGCGAGCGUCAAGCCGUGUAAACCCAUCCAGGGAGCCCCGUCACGUCACCUUAUAACUUGCCCCGUAUUUCUUCCUGCCUGCAUGCCUCCUUGAUCGUGACAACAGCCUUCAUUGGUUUCCUCUUUUCCAACCCCACCCCCUCAACAACCACAACCGCACGCACGCACGAAUAUCUCAUCUCAUCUCACCCAAAUAAAAAAUACUAACAGAUUUUUCUUUUAUUACUAUUAGAAUUAGAAAGCAAAAAUGCAGAUAUGAUUUUCUCGCCAACAAAACUGGAACAAGAUUACUUACCACGCGAAUAUUCCCCAGGAGAGUUGAACAAAAACAACUGUCAGCCGGUUCGACUCGCCAGUAAAAUCGUAACAGCCAAGGUUUAUUCCCAACGAUCCCACCAAAAUACCUUUGAUCCCAGCAGUCAACAACCAAGCCCAAGAGUCCCGGGGAAGCAGGAGCCGCACUAUUUAUCUCCUCCAACCCGACGCCCUCCCUCCUCGUCUCAUCCCACCCUAAAAUCUCCAAUCUUCUCAUCUUCUCUCAACAGGAACGAACGAGAGAGCACCGGCGACGAUCCCCGGCGAGAGAUCAAUCAAGGAGGGCUUGCCGCGAUGGCGCGCGAGCAGCUGGAGGUGCUGACGGCGCUGGACGCGGCCAAGACGCAGUGGUACCACUUCACGGCCAUCGUCAUCGCCGGCAUGGGCUUCUUCACCGACGCCUACGACCUCUUCUGCAUCUCCCUCGUCACCAAGCUGCUCGGCCGCAUCUACUACUACCGGGAGGGCGCCGACGCCCCCGGCUCGCUCCCGCCCAACGUCGCCGCCGCCGUCAACGGCGUCGCCUUCUGCGGCACGCUCUCCGGCCAGCUCUUCUUCGGCUGGCUCGGCGACCGCAUGGGCCGCAAGCGCGUCUACGGCAUGACGCUCAUGUGCAUGGUGCUCUGCUCCAUCGCCUCCGGGCUGUCCUUCGGGUCCACCCCCGGCUCCGUCAUGGCCACGCUCUGCUUCUUCCGCUUCUGGCUCGGCUUCGGCAUCGGCGGCGACUACCCGCUCUCCGCCACCAUCAUGUCCGAGUACGCCAACAAGAAGACGAGGGGCGCCUUCAUCGCCGCCGUCUUUGCGAUGCAGGGCUUCGGCAUCCUCACCGGCGGCGUCGUCACGCUCAUCGUCUCCGCCGCCUUCCGCGCCGCCUUCCCCACGCCCGCCUACCAGGACGGCGCGCUCGCCUCCACGCCGCCGCAGGCCGACUUCGUGUGGCGCUUCAUCCUCAUGUUCGGCGCCGUCCCGGCCCUGAUGACCUACUACUGGCGGAUGAAGAUGCCCGAGACUGCGCGCUACACGGCGCUCGUCGCCAAGAACGCCAAGCAGGCCGCGGCCGACAUGUCCAAGGUGCUCCAGGUGGAGAUCGGCGCCGAGGAAGAGGACCCCAAGGCCAACGACGGCGGCGCCGGAGCCGCCGACGACCGCAACUCGUUCGGGCUCUUCUCCGGCGAGUUCCUGCGCCGGCACGGGCUGCACCUCCUCGGCACGGCCACCUGCUGGUUCCUGCUCGACAUCGCCUUCUACUCGCAGAACCUGUUCCAGAAGGACAUCUUCACGGCGAUCAACUGGAUCCCCAAGGCCAAGACGAUGAGCGCCCUCGAGGAGGUGCACCGCAUCGCGCGCGCGCAGACGCUCAUCGCGCUCUGCGGCACGGUGCCGGGCUACUGGUUCACGGUGGCGCUGAUCGACCGGAUCGGGCGGUUCUGGAUCCAGCUGGGCGGCUUCUUCUUCAUGGCCGUCUUCAUGCUGGGCCUCGCCUUCCCGUAUCACCACUGGACGACGCCGGGGAACCACAUCGGGUUCGUGGUGCUGUACGCGCUCACCUUCUUCUUCGCCAACUUCGGGCCCAACUCCACCACCUUCAUCGUGCCGGCGGAGAUCUUCCCGGCGAGGCUACGGUCGACGUGCCACGGCAUCUCCGCCGCCGCCGGGAAGCUGGGGGCCAUCGUGGGGUCGUUCGGGUUCCUGUACCUGGCGCAGAACAAGGACCCGGCCAAGGUGGACCACGGGUACAAGGCCGGCAUCGGGGUGAGGAACUCGCUCUUCAUCCUCGCCGCCUGCAACUUCCUGGGCAUGGGCUUCACCUUCUGCGCGCCCGAGUCCAACGGCAUCUCGCUCGAGGAGCUCUCCGGCGAGAACGACGACGGCGAGGCGGCCGCGCCGGCGCACGCCAGGACGGUGCCCGUCUGAGACAGUCGUCGUCAGAUAGUAUAUUCUGCAGGUUUGGAUGGAUGUAUGGAUCAUUUUAAUGGUUGGAGCGUUCCAACUCAGGAGUCAGAGUACAAGAAUAAUCGUGUGAUGGGUCGAGUUGUCCAGGUUAAUUCAUUAGAGUUGCUGGUCGGGUUAGCAGUAAUAGGGAGUGAUACAAGUUAAGAGUGUAGUAGUGCAUCAAAGAGGCACGCAUAUGUACGCGAUAUGAUGGAAAACUUUCAUGCAUUUUGGCCUGUGUGGACUGGACAAUAUAUUAUACAGUACUAAAUUCUAUCGCUA